Galleria mellonella (greater wax moth) is the source of this 614-nucleotide messenger RNA. RefSeq names its product endocuticle structural glycoprotein ABD-5-like. The record is from RefSeq and is a predicted model, not a curated record. Bases 168 to 524 code for a protein of 118 amino acids. Gene Ontology annotation, cellular component: chitin-based extracellular matrix. The transcript has 2 exons. Lineage: Eukaryota; Metazoa; Arthropoda; Insecta; Lepidoptera; Pyralidae. Gene Ontology annotation, molecular function: structural constituent of chitin-based larval cuticle.
UCAGUAAUAACUAGAUUUACGUGUUAAGCUGAUAUCUUGAAUCGCAAGAAAUAAAUUGUUUUAACUAUUAGCGUUGAUAUAAAAAAACUGACUUUUUUCGAUUUUCGUCACAAUAACUGCGCUGUUUGCUAUCGAUUGAUAACGUAGGUUGAAUUCAUAUAAUCACCAUGAAAAUAGUUGUAUUAUUAUGCUUCUGUGCUGUGGCGGCGCUGAGCGCCCCAACAUCGGUCGAGGAUGCAGCCCGUCGCUCCCUACCCGCUUUACAACACGAAGAAGUCCAUGAUGACUUUGGGCAAUACGCUCUACGUUACAUUACGGCUGAGGGUAUCGUAGUUUCCGAGCGUGGUCGUCUCGUACCCACUGUUGAUGGCAAAGAUCAUGUCCUUGUCUAUGAGGGAGAAUAUUCAUUCAUUGGAGACGAUGGCAAGACUUAUACCACCAAAUACAAAACGGAUGUCAAUGGCGGCUUUCAUGUAGAGGGAGAUCAUUUACCUAAAGCCCCUGUGGUGGAAAAGGCUGAGUAGGUAAAAGGGCUUGAACCUGAAGUUCUGUUAGCUGAAGUACAACUGGUCACCUUAAUAAUGUGAAGUGACUACUGCAUCUAGGUAUUAAUU